AUGGAUUCUUUUUCGUACGACUUUUGUUUACUCUUGCAUCCUCAAAAUGACAACCAUACCGAUGAUGAAUAUGGACAAUGCAACGAACAAAAAACUGUAAUCAAUUCAUGUAAAGAGACUGAAUCAAAGGUUUUGCCAAAUUUGAAUGUUGAAGAAAAUAAUGACCCCCACCUACACAAUGCCUCAUUGGGAAUGAAACAUUUCAUUGCUACCAAUCUUGAUCAUCAUAACCGCGGAAGGGAACAAUGCAACAAUGAUGCGCAGAAAACCAUACAUGACCCGGUCAUUCAACUUGAUUUCUCGAACUUGCCAAAUGAUAAAUUUAUCACGAUAAAGAAAUCGAAACCAAUUCGUAACGUUGCUUUGUUCAUUUCAUUCAAUUAUGACCUAACCAAUCAUAUUUCAAAUGAGGAGUGUAACGCGCACGGGUUUCAAGCUUUAUUUCAUGACUUUCAAGAUCACACAAAUAUAACACCAAUCGUUAGGCUUGUUAAUGAUGUCGCCGUCAAUUGCUGGGCAUACGAUUAUAAUGUCAACGUGUUUCUCGCUUCGGAGCCCAUCUUUCCAAUAUGCAUCGUUACCGCUUUGUUAAAACGUCUUCGAACACUCUUUGAUCAAAAAACCUUGGAUAUCAUUAUCAUUUGGCUUAACGUAUAUGAAAGGUCACGUUCAUGGAUCGAUGAUGAAUGUAAAGCUGCUAAGGCUACGGCAUGCAUUCAAGGAGUUGAAAUUUCUGACGUCAUCCCACAAAUUAUGUCCUACUUUAACAAGAGUAAUGAUAACGGGGAGAUUCAUGAGAAGCCACCCAUAUGUUACCAUGAAUUCAAUCUUUCUUAUUCAGCAGCAAUGAAAAUUGAUGAUAAAAUUUGGCUUAACGCAAAACAGUACUACAAGGUUGCGAAAAGUCAAAUGGAAUUAGGUGAUUUGAAUCCUGAUAAUGAGAUUGUUUUGAAAUCAAUCACGAAACAUGAUAACUCGGAAAUCUCCCCUAUUUACUUUACGCAAGAAAAAUGUCGUUGCAAUUCAAAUGGCGGUGAAUAUUCAAGCUCCAAAAGUAUCGUGAACGAAGACGACGAUCAGGAGAUCUUAAAAAAAUCAUUUAUCGAUAUCUUGGAAGAGUAUCAAAUAAUAAAAAGAAAUAUUGAGAUUGACUCGUUAAUCAGAAAUAAUCGUUUUAAUAGAAAAUUUCACGUUUCAUCUCGCAUAAUGUCUGAAGAACGACGAUUGAAGCAAAUUAAAUCAGAAAGAGAAAACGCUUUCAUCCUACCUACGACACCCGUUACGGAAACACGAUUCAAACCUUUUCCUAAAACCUCCGCUUGUCUUAUUAUUGGUGACGAAAUUCUUAACGGGAAAACGGUCGAUACAAAUUCCGCUUCUUUUGCGAAAUUUUGUUAUGAACAUGGAAUUGAUUUAAAGAGAAUUGAAGUCAUACCGGAUGAGGAAGAUACGAUUAUUGAAGCUGUGAGACGACUUAGUAACGAUUUUGAUUUUGUUGUUACUAGUGGAGGAAUAGGGCCAACGCAUGAUGAUAUAACGUACCCUUCGAUCGCUAAAGCAUUUAAUCUUUCUUUAACCCUUCAUCAACAAACGCUCGAUCGUAUGAAAGACUUCACAAACAACACACCUUCGAUAAAGGUCAUGAUGUCGGAACAAAGUCAGGAGGUGGCUAAUGCAAGUCAACGAAUGGCAUUAUUUCCUGAUCCAUCCGCCAUUAUAUACCCAAACAAAAAACUUUGGGUCCCGAUAGUGAUAGUUAAUGACAAUAUUCAUAUAUUACCCGGUAUUCCUCAACUAUUCAAUGGGUUAUUAUUCGCGUUUAGUAAUUACUUAAAAGCGAGGCAAACCGAUAAAGAUGGUGAAAGAUUUUACAGAAAAUUUAUUAAAACCUAUCGUCCUGAAAGUUUUAUCGCCCCCGUAUUAACUGAAACGCACGAAAAAGUUAAGGAUUUGGGAAUUAAAAUUGGUAGUUACCCUAAAUGGUCUGAUGAUAAAAGAUGGGUAGUGGUUAGUCUCCUCGCUAGAGAAAAUAUUAAAGAUAAAUUAGAAGACUUGUGCAUAGAAAUUGCUAAAAGAAUUGAUGGAUUUAUGAUUGAUGAUCCUGAGGAUGCAACAGUUAGAAAAAUUGGUGCACAAGUUAAAGAUAAUAAGCUUUAA
Molecule: messenger RNA, 2157 nt
Organism: Funneliformis mosseae
Lineage: Eukaryota; Fungi; Glomeromycota; Glomeromycetes; Glomerales; Glomeraceae
Source: the annotation of a GenBank genome assembly